AUGGCCAUGAGCUCCUGCACUUCACAGUUUACCACUUUGUUGUUGUUGUUUUUAGAGCCCAAAUACUGGGCUUCCAGACCUUCUUCUCUGUUUGUCAUUGCACUGACUAUCUUGGCCCUGCAAUGGCCGAAGGGAACAACGGCCUUUCCCACAAUGCCCCUCUCCAGCCUGUUUGCCAACGCAGUUAUAAGGGCACAGCAUCUUCACCUGCUUGCAGCUGACACCUUCAAGGAGUUUGAACGUUCCUACAUCUCAGAAGCCCAGCGGUACUCCAACAAAAACUCUCCGACUUCAUACUGUUAUUCCGAAACCAUCCCUGCGCCCACAGGGAAGGACGAUGCCCAGCAAAGAACAGACAUGGAGCUGCUCAGGUUUUCGCUGACUCUCAUUCAGUCCUGGCUAGGUCCUGUACGGUUCCUAAGCAGGGUGUUCACUAAUAGUCUGGUCUUUGGGACUUCGGACAGAGUGUAUGAAAAACUCCAAGACCUGGAAGAAGGCAUCCAGACUCUUAUGAGGGAGCUGGAGGACGGGAGCUCACGGGGCGCCCAGCUGCUCAGACCCACCUACGACAAAUUUGACGUCAACCUCCGGAGCGAAGACGCUCUGCUGAAAAACUACGGCCUUCUGUCCUGCUUCAAGAAGGACCUGCACAAGGUGGAGACCUACCUGAAAGUGAUGAAGUGCCGGCGCUUCGGGGAACUUAACUGCACCAUCUGAGGGCA
Podarcis muralis (Common wall lizard) is the source of this 722-nucleotide messenger RNA. RefSeq names its product somatotropin. Gene Ontology annotation, molecular function: growth hormone receptor binding; growth factor activity; hormone activity. The record is from RefSeq and is a predicted model, not a curated record. Gene Ontology annotation, biological process: positive regulation of tyrosine phosphorylation of STAT protein; growth hormone receptor signaling pathway; animal organ development. Lineage: Eukaryota; Metazoa; Chordata; Lepidosauria; Squamata; Lacertidae. Gene Ontology annotation, cellular component: extracellular region.